Messenger RNA from Octopus bimaculoides (California two-spot octopus), 1586 nucleotides. Its product is annotated as serine/threonine-protein phosphatase 4 catalytic subunit. The record is from RefSeq and is a predicted model, not a curated record. Lineage: Eukaryota; Metazoa; Mollusca; Cephalopoda; Octopoda; Octopodidae. Gene Ontology annotation, molecular function: protein serine/threonine phosphatase activity.
UAUAUAUAUAUAUAUAUAUAAGCCUCUCCUAAAGAAACUCAAGAGGAACCUUAAUUACAAACUUAUUGAUUUUUCAAUCUUAACUAAAAUAUUAAACAAACGGCAUUGACUUGUAUAACACACUCUCUCUCUCUCUCUCACACACACACAUAUAUAUGUAUAUAUAUUUAUAUUUAUACACUCUUAACUAAAGGUGUAUAAUAUAUAUAAUAUAUAUAUAUAUAUAUAUAUAUAUAUAUUUAAGGAAUCAAUUUUGUGGUAACACAGAAGACAGAUAAGGUAUUCUUUAUCCAAAGGAAGUGAUAGGGCAUCCCAACCAUAAUGACCGAAUACAGUGAUUUAGACAGACAAAUUGAACAGCUAAGACGAUGCGAAACCAUCAAGGAGAAUGAGGUGAAAACCCUCUGUGCAAAGGCCCGGGAGAUCCUGAUUGAGGAGAGUAAUGUACAGAAAGUAGAUUCCCCCGUCACGGUGUGUGGUGACAUCCAUGGCCAGUUUUAUGAUUUGAAAGAAUUGUUUAAAGUCGGCGGUUAUGUACCUGAUACAAAUUACCUUUUCAUGGGUGACUUUGUCGAUCGAGGAUUUUACAGCGUAGAAACAUUUUUAUUAUUAUUAGCUUUAAAGGUGCGAUACCCAGACAGAAUCACUCUUAUCCGAGGCAACCACGAAAGUCGACAGAUUACCCAGGUGUAUGGCUUCUAUGAUGAAUGUUUGAGGAAGUAUGGGUCUAUCACUGUGUGGCGCUACUGUACCGAAAUAUUCGACUUCCUUAGUUUAUCAGCGAUCAUUGACGGCAAAAUUUUCUGUGUCCAUGGAGGACUGUCUCCCUCAAUCCAGACAUUAGACCAAAUAAGGGCCAUAGAUCGAAAACAAGAAGUUCCUCAUGAUGGCCCCAUGUGUGACCUGUUGUGGUCUGACCCUGAAGACAUGCAAGGCUGGGGUGUCUCUCCUCGAGGAGCUGGGUACCUGUUUGGCAGUGAUGUGGUGUCACAGUUCAACGUUGCUAAUGACAUUGAUCUCAUUUGCCGGGCUCAUCAGUUAGUCAUGGAAGGCUACAAAUGGCAUUUUAAUGAGACUGUUCUAACUGUCUGGUCAGCACCAAAUUACUGUUACAGAUGUGGCAACGUUGCAGCAAUAUUAGAACUUGACGAACAUGUACAAAGAGAUUUUACUAUUUUUGAAGCUGCCCCACAGGAAUGCCGUGGAAUCCCAUCUAAAAAGCCACAACCAGACUACUUCCUCUGAUGAACGUCAAUAUAUCUGCCCCCACCCCACCUUUCUCUCUCUCUCUCUCUCAAACCCACUACUCCCCAAUCUCUCUUACCUGUCUCUCUCUCUCUCUCCUACAUUACCAUAAACCAAAUACGUCUUACCUGUGAACUUAACUGGACCGUGAUUGGCCAGCUGUUGCACAACAUAACAUUCAGAGACUGACACAUACACACACACAAAUGGAAACAGAGACAUACAUGCACAUACACACACAUAUAUAUAUAUAUAUACAUGCACACAAAUAUAUCUACUAUUGCUAUACUCAUUGUCACCAUUCAUUUCUCAUUAAAUAUCAUCACAACACUGUCAUUCAA